Molecule: messenger RNA, 4514 nt
Organism: Branchiostoma floridae (Florida lancelet)
Lineage: Eukaryota; Metazoa; Chordata; Leptocardii; Amphioxiformes; Branchiostomatidae
Product: serine/threonine-protein kinase TAO1-B-like
Exons: 20
Coding region: 354-3227 (957 amino acids)
Biological process (GO): protein phosphorylation
Molecular function (GO): protein kinase activity; ATP binding
Source: RefSeq, a predicted model, not a curated record
GUUGAAAUAUGUGCAGACAUGAGUGUUUCGAGAUGUUUGCUCUACACGGAAGGUCAUAAAAACGCACACAUUUGUCAAGAUUUCACCAAUUGCGCCCAAAGACGUCUGCGCAUGAGCAAGAGGCCGCCAUCUUGAACGUGUAAAUUUGGAAAAAUUUGGGAGGAGUAGUGGCCAGCCUGGACAGGACGGAUUCUGCAGCACAACCAGCCAAUUUAACCCCACAACCAGCACCAAUGUGGACUAUACCCUUUGUUCCGAGGUAGCUACAUGGUAACGGUACGUAAGUGGCGGGACAAAACGUAUCCCGCCACCCUGGGGUGAGGCCCCCAUCCCACGGUGUGCGUAACGGGAGCAUGCCUACAUCCAAACCGCUCAUGAAGCGUCACAGUAAGCAUGCAGACCCAGAGGUGGCUGCCCUCUUCGCUCAGGACGACCCUGAAACCAUCUUCACCGACCUUCGGGAGAUCGGACACGGAAGCUUCGGUGCUGUCUACUAUGCCAGAAACACUCGGACAUGUGAGGUGGUGGCCAUUAAGAAGAUGUCCUACAGUGGCAAGCAGCAGGAGGAGAAGUGGCAGGACAUCAUAAAAGAAGUGAAGUUCCUGCGAGAACUCAGACACACCAACACCAUCGAGUACAAAGGCUGCUACUUGAGGGAACACACAGCAUGGCUGGUGAUGGAGUAUUGCCUUGGGUCAGCAUCAGACAUCAUAGAAGUGCACAAGAAACCCUUACAGGAAAUAGAGAUCGCAGCGAUCUGUCACGACGGUAUGCAGGGCCUGACAUACCUCCACAACAACAACAAGAUCCACAGGGACGUCAAGGCAGGGAACAUCCUCCUGACCGAGGAUGGGACGGUCAAGCUGGCAGACUUCGGCUCAGCUUCCAUAGUUUCUCCUGCAAACUCCUUUGUUGGGACGCCAUACUGGAUGGCACCUGAAGUAAUUCUAGCCAUGGACGAGGGACAGUAUGAUGGAAAAGUAGACGUUUGGUCUUUAGGAAUCACAUGCAUAGAAUUAGCGGAGAGAAAGCCGCCCUUGUUCAACAUGAACGCCAUGAGUGCCUUGUACCAUAUAGCACAAAAUGAUGCACCCUCGUUAUCUUCCAUUGAUUGGUCUGAGGAGUUUAGGAAUUUUGUAGACGCCUGUUUACAGAAAAACCCUUGCGAUAGACCUACAGCACAAGAGUUGUUAGGGCAUAUAUUUAUCACGAGAGAACGUCCUAGGAAUGUAAUUAUAGACUUGAUAAAUCGGACGAAGGAUGCUGUCCGCGAACUGGACAACCUGCAAUACCGCAAAAUGAAGAAGAUUCUGAUGGUGGAAACCAAGCCGCCGGAGAACGGCCCCGCGGAUGAUCAGGCAGAGGAGGACACGGAAGAGGAUUCGCAGCACUUCACCUUGAUCUCCACCAUCUUGAAAAAGGAGGGAGAGCCUUACAGUCGGUCAGGCACAGUGAACAGCACGACAAGUGGCCAGAGCUUCAGCCAGAUGUCCAGCCAGAGUAGCAGCACCAACAGCCUCCCCGGGGCCGUGGGGAUGGACACCAAGGACGAGGGCGCCUCCCCUCUCCUCUCUAGGGUCAGGAAGGGAUCCACUAGCAGCUCAGGAAGCCACCAUAGAGAAGAAGAGCCCAGACAACACGAGCUCAGGCCGUUCAGGCACCAGCCCCAGCCCCCGCCCCCUCACCCCAAGGCCCCCACCCCCCACGAUCCCUACCACCACCGACAUCCCAGGGAAAACUUUGCCACCAUCAGAACGACGUCCAUCGUAACCAGGCAACAGAAGGAACACCAGCACGAGAACGAGCUGCGCGAGCAGAUGUCUGGCUACAAGCGCAUGAGGCGGCAGCACCAGAAACUUCUAGAGAUCUUUGUCAAGAAACUAGAGUCAGAAAUGGAGGAGCAUAGGUUAAAAUUAGAUAAGGAGUUAGAAAACCAGAGAAUUACAUUUGGUAGUGAGUUAGAGAAGAUGAGGAAAAAACACGCUGGAGAACUAGACAGAAAGAUCAAGAAUGCAAUAGCGGACGAGAAGAAGUUUGUGAAACAGAUCCAGCAGCAGCAGGAGACAGAGCUGAAGAGCUUCCAGGCCAUGCAGCGCCAGGAGUACAAGUUUAACAAGGAGAGGCUCAAAAAGGAGAUGGGUGACGACACCCCCAAGAAGGAACAGCGAGAGUCUCUGCGCAGCCAGAAGGAGAACCUGCAGCAGCUGCACGCGGAGGCGGAGAUGUCUCUCGUACGCAGGCAGCGCGAGUUCCUAGAGAUAGAAGUCCGCAAGUUCCGCCGGAGAAAGCUCUUGAAAAGACACCUCCUCGAAACAGACUUUUUAAAAGAGGAGUUGAACAAGCGCCAGACUCACAUGGAGUUGGAGCACGCUUUGAUGCUGCGUCACCAUGAGGCCACGCAGGAUCUGGAAUACAAGCACCUUGCCCAGAUCCAUCGCAUGAGGAUAGAUCAGAUGAAAAAGCAGCACCAGACCGAGCUGUCCAACCAGAUGGAGUACAACAAGCGCGCCGAGAGGGAACUCCGGAAAAAGCAUCUCCUGGAGCUCAAGCAGCAGCCCAAGAGCCUCAAGGCCAAGGAGUCCCAGAUUAAGAAACAGUUUCAUGACACCUGUAAAAUCCAAACCAAGCAGUACAAGCACCUGCGGCAGCACCUGCUGGAGACCACGCCCAAGGACCAGCAGAAGGCUGUCAUCAAACGGCUGAAGGAGGAGCAGAUGCGCAAGAUGGCCAUCCUGGGGGAGCAGUACGAUCAGAGCAUUAGUGAGAUGCUGCAGACCCAACAUAUUCGUCUUGACGAGACUCAGGAAGCGGAGGUCCGUGCCCUAAAACAGCAGCUGCAGGCCGAGCUGGAGCUGUUGAACGCGUACCAGAGCCGCGUCAAGAUGCAGACCGAAGCCCAGCACGAUCGCGAGAUGAAGGACCUGGAGCAGAAGGUGUCCCUCAGGAGGGCCCUUCUAGAACAGAAGAUGGAGGAGGAAGCCUUGCGGUUGCAGCAGGAGCGUCAGGAGAUGAUGCGCUCGCUGCACGAACGCCAGGCUCGCGAGCUGGAGGAGUUUGACCAGGAGACCAUGCGGAUGGGGCUGAGUGCAAUGGUUCUGAGCGACAUGUCGGGGGACCCAGGGCUGCUGGGUGACGGUGCCAUAGGGGGGGCGGCGGGCGGCGCGGGCGACGGUCGAGUCAGCGCCCGCAGUUCCAGUCUUCUGUCGGGCCUGGGCUACGGGUCUUAGUCCCAAACGUGUUCUCCUCUCAGGCAUGCCCAUUCUGUACAUCUUCUCCUCACAGCCUGGGGUUUAGGGGGCAGGGUGGGAAGGGGAGGGGGGGUUCCUAUAACAUGUACAAACUGUGAGGGCAGCCAUCGAAUGCUUCCAAGGGUUUCCCACUUCUCCUUGUACCCCAUAGUUUGCACUCAGCUCCUCAUAGCCUGCUCAAGGGCUGGGAGGGCGACUUUUUAAUUCUAAAAUCUUUUCACCUGGAGUCAAGGAGGCAUGUUCUAGUGCCCAGUGAUCACUGCAGUAUUGUACAAAGGAAAGACACAGAGAGAACCCUUCAUGUGAUGAUAAGCUACAUGUACAGGACGUGUACAUGUGGUUCUUUACAUAGCCAUGUGAUAUUCUCUUAGGCUCUUGCAAUAUUGUGUAUAAAGAUGCAUACGAGACUUUCUACAAUUUUGCUUUAAGAAACUACUACUCCCCUCGUUGUUCACUUUUCAACAUGUUCAGAGACUAAUCGUUCGGGGGAUUAAAUAAGACCACAUGCUAGAGUCAUAUUUUUGGUACUUGUUCUGAUGGAAAAAAAAAGGACGUCAAUGGCAUUACAGUCCAGUGUUACUGUGUCUAGUGCUUUUUACGAUGGCAAACUUUCACUGUGGUGGCGUGGUAGGGUCUCAACAAUGGCAUGAUCUCUCACCCCCUUGUAAUGUAAUGUAAAGUAGCCUAAUCGACAGCAUGAAAGAAAUUUUGUAAUUAAAGGGUUAUAUCAUUUUUUAUUCUAUCAUUAAUGUUAUUUUUUAAAAAGAUAAACUGUUAAGAGAAUUAUUUAACAAGUUGGGGUAUUUCCAAUGUUUCUGUUCUUCACUGUAUGUACAAAAAAUUUGCCUCUGAUUCUGGAGAGAAAAAUCAGUGUUCUGUAACGAACUUAUGAAGUCGUACAUGAAAAGUUGUUUAAGAAGUAGAGAAACACUUUCAAACUUUAGCUAAGAAGAGUGAGAGAGAGAGAGAGAAAUGUUUUUUGAAAUCUAGCCUAACUCUUGGUACUGUAACAUUUGGUAGGUUUUCAUGUUCUACUGGCUAGGGAGUUUGUACAGGAAAAAUAAUCUUAAGUAAUUAUGAGCUGCUAACAAAAAUUGCGUGCAAAUGUUUUUCUUUUUCCUUGGGUUUUCCUGGUGUUUUUUUUUUUUUUUAAGAAAGAAAGAGUUAGCAACCGAGAUAAAAAGAGAAAAACUAAUUGAUUUUUACCACCCUCAUGUACACUUCAGUCACUGGAUCAAUAAAUGCUGGGUAUCUGUUUUUAUACAC